Molecule: messenger RNA, 1182 nt
Organism: Dothidotthia symphoricarpi CBS 119687
Lineage: Eukaryota; Fungi; Ascomycota; Dothideomycetes; Pleosporales; Dothidotthiaceae
Product: citrate synthase-like protein
Exons: 2
Coding region: 1-1182 (393 amino acids)
Biological process (GO): carbohydrate metabolic process; tricarboxylic acid cycle
Cellular component (GO): mitochondrial matrix
Molecular function (GO): 2-methylcitrate synthase activity
Source: RefSeq, a predicted model, not a curated record
AUGGUCUGGGAAGGUUCCGUUCUUGACGCCAACGAGGGCAUUCGAUUCCACGGCAAGACCAUCAAGGACUGCCAAAAAGAGCUCCCCAAGGGCACAUCUGGCACUGAGAUGCUCCCCGAGGCCAUGUUCUGGCUUCUGCUCACAGGAGAGGUUCCCUCGGUAUCCCAGACCCGCGCUCUCUCGCGAGAACUGGCUGAGAAGGCUGGCAUCCCCAAGUUUGUUGAGACGAUGCUCGACAACUUCCCCACAGAUCUCCACCCCAUGACCCAGUUCGCCUGUGCCGUUUCAGCACUCAACUACGAGUCCAAGUUCGCCAAGGCGUACGCGAAUGGCAUCAACAAGGCCGACUACUGGGAGUCGACCUUCGAUGACUGCAUCAGCCUGCUCGCGAAGCUGCCCACCAUCGCCGCAAAGAUCUACCAGAAUGCGUACCGUGGCGGAGGCGCCCUACCCACCGAGGUCGAUGUGAACCAGGAUUGGUCGUACAACUUCGCUGCCAUGUUGGGUAAGGGCGGCAAGGAGAAUGAGGGUUUCCAGGACCUCCUCCGCCUGUACCUUGCUCUGCAUGGUGACCACGAGGGAGGCAACGUCUCUGCGCACGCCACUCACCUGGUCGGUUCCGCGCUCAGCGACCCCUUCCUCAGCUACAGCGCCGGUCUCCAGGGUCUUGCUGGUCCUCUGCACGGUCUUGCUGCUCAGGAGGUGCUUCGCUUCAUCCUGGACAUGCAGAAGGCGGUUGGCGAAAAGUUUUCCGAGAGCGACGUCAACAACUACCUCUGGAGUGUGCUCAAAUCUGGACGUGUCAUUCCUGGUUACGGCCACGCUGUGCUCAGGAAGCCUGACCCGCGUUUCGAGGCUCUGAUGGACUUUGCCAACGCCCGACCUGAGAUUGCUGCCGAUCCCGUCUUCCAGCUUGUCAAGAAGAACUCCGAGGUCGCUCCUGGUGUUCUCACCGAGCACGGAAAGACGAAGAACCCCUUCCCCAACGUCGACUCGUCUUCGGGUGUCCUCUUCCACCACUUUGGGUUCAAGGAGACGCUCUACUAUACUGCUACCUUUGGCGUCAGUCGCGGUCUCGGCCCACUCGCGCAACUCAUCUGGGACAGAGCACUCGGCCUGCCCAUUGAGCGCCCCAAGUCGAUCAACCUCGAGGGUCUUUUGAAGCAGGUUGGUGGUUCGUAG